AUGGUGCCGCUCUUUGUCCGCCUGUCCACGGAGAAAACUUCGCUUAUCUCCAAGCUUCUCCGAAUCGACGCGGUAGGCAGCCUUCUCUUCAUCGGCGGCAUGACCAGCUUUCUCAUCGGCAUCUCUUGGGCCGGCGUUCAGUUCGCCUGGUCCUCCGCAGCGACAAUUGCACCCAUCGUUGUCGGUGUCGUUGCCGUAAUUGCUUCUCUGUUCUGGGAGAGAUAUGGCGCGGUAGAGCCCUUCUUGCGCCCUUCUCUCUUCUACUCCUGGUCCGCGGUGGCUGGCUACCUUUGCGCCUUUUGUCAGGGCUUCCUCCUCUUCUGCGGCCUGUACUACAUUCCAUUCUACUUCACCUCUAUCCGCUCUGUAACGCCCACCCAGUCAGGCAUCGACCUCCUACCAGUGACUUGCCUUCUCCUUCCCGGUUCGAUUGUCGUCUCUGUGUUGACUUCUCGUCUCGGCCGUUUCCGCUGGGCCGUCUGGUCCGGUUGGGCCAUCACUUCGGUAGGCUGCGGCUUGCUUUUGUUGAUGGAUGAGAACACAACGACCGCGCUGUGGGCUACUUACUUGGCUGUCUUCGGCAUCGGAAAUGGUAUGGUGCUGACGAGCGUCAAUGUCGCCACUCAGGCCAUCAGCCGCGUCGAAGACUGCGGUCGCGCCGCGUGCAUGUAUGCCUUCAUGCGCACGCUUGGCAUGAGCGUCGGCGUUGCUGUCGGAGGUACUACUUUUCAGAAUGUCAUGGCAAAUCGCCUUCGGGAGCUUAGUUUGCCGGAGAAGAUCGCCUACAAUGCUGAGGCGUUCGCACUCGAGUUGGCCGCCAUGGCCUCUGAGGAUCCGUUACGGGUCGGGGCGAUGUCGGCUUACCUGAGGGGCUUUCGUGGGGUGUUCUGGGUUAUGACAGCGACUGCUGUUUUUGGCUUUCUGACCAGCUUGGUGAUUCGCAAGCACAGCAUGGAUAAGACGCUUCAGUCCAGAUUUUCACUCCAUGGGGCGAUCAACAGAAAGUCAAAUGUUCCGUCUGUGAAAAGUGACGCGACCGCGCAAGUUUGA
This is a messenger RNA of Colletotrichum truncatum, 1050 nucleotides long. NCBI's taxonomy places the organism in Eukaryota, Fungi, Ascomycota, Sordariomycetes, Glomerellales, Glomerellaceae. The record is from RefSeq and is a predicted model, not a curated record.